AGCCUCUGCCGGGACUGCCGGGCGGCGGUGCAGGCUGAGGAAUUCCGUGCUGCUCCGACUCCAGCCCUGAAGCUGGUUUUUGCCAUCUGAGCUGUGGGCCAGGAGUUGUGUUGUCGAGCUGCCGCGGGACUUGUACAAUAACAGAUUGACCAAAAGCUAGAGCGAUGGCAACAAUCAAGGGGGUCUCAAGCUUCAGUGCUGAGCAGGAAGCACAGGCACUAAGGAAGGCUAUGAAGGGAUUUGGCACGGAUGAAGAUGCCAUCAUUGACAUCUUGACCAAACUAAACGUUUCACAACGUCAGCAAGUUCUGAUCACCUAUAAAAGCACGAUCGGCAGGGAUUUGAUUGAUGACUUGAAGUCUGAGCUGAGUGGGAAUUUUGAAAGGGUGAUCAUUGGGAUGAUGACUCCUACCACCAUGUACGACGUGCACGAAUUGAAGAGAGCUUUGAAGGGUGCCGGAACAGAUGAAGGUUGCCUGAUUGAAAUUCUGGCUUCUCGCACAAAUGAGGAGAUUCGGCGCAUUAAUGAGACCUACAGGCUUCAAUAUGGCUCUUCCCUCGAGGACGACAUUGUUUCUGACACAUCUUCCAUGUUUCGCAGAGUCCUCGUGUCCCUUGCAACGGGAAACAGAGAUGAGGGGAUGUAUGUGGAUGAUGCCCUUGCUCAGCAAGAUGCUCAGUGCCUGUAUGAAGCGGGGGAGAAGAAGUGGGGAACAGAUGAGGUGCAAUUUAUGUCCAUCCUCUGUACACGGAACAGGUGUCACCUGCUAAGAGUUUUUGAUGUAUACAGAGGGAUUGCUAAUAAGGACAUAACAGACAGCAUUAAAUCUGAGAUGUCAGGAGACCUUGAAGAUGCUUUGCUAGCUGUGGUAAAAUGCAUGCGCAAUAAACCUGCAUAUUUUGCUGAAAGAUUGUACAAAUCCAUGAAGGGCCUGGGAACAGAUGACAACACGCUGAUCCGAGUGAUGGUGUCCCGCUCUGAAAUAGAUAUGCUCGAUAUCAGAAGAGAAUUCCUGACCAUGUAUGGGAAAUCUCUCUACUCCUUCAUUAAGGGAGAUUGCUCAGGAGACUACAGAAAAGUUCUGCUCAGACUCUGCGGUGGAGAGGAUUAAAUGAUGCCCGGUAUAUUGCCUGGAUGAUGGGAGGCAUCAUAAGGAUUUAGCUCCUUCAACUUGUUUCCCCAGAUAGCUUAUUAAUUGCUAUAAGUACUGACUUAGGUUAAUUAAUGAAAUGGCAGUUCCAUUUGACCCUUACGAUAAGCUUUUAUGCUCACAACAUCCAUUUAUAUACAUUUAUAUAUUGGGCUAGUAAAGCUCAUCUUAAACAGAACACUUUAACCAAAUCUACAUUGUUUUUGCUUUCUGACAAGCUGUCCCUUUGCCUUUGCAUUUACCAGCAAAACUUAUCAACUGAAGCAAAUUUAGACACAGAAUGUAGGAAGCUGCAGAGCGAAAAAUGAACCUCGUCAAUACAGGGAGAGUGCACAAUAUAGACUUGCUUCAGCUUUUGCAAGAUAAUUUAAAACCAAAGAAAAUUAAUCAUGUAAAUACAAUCAUAUUUAAAUCUUAACUUGCUCUCUGCUAGUGUGGAACCUUAACAGCGUUGUGCCUUAUGUAUAUGUUGCCUAUAGAUUUGAAGAUAGGGAAGCUGACGCUGGUGACAUCAGAAAGAACCCUUGCUGCCCUAGGCCUGGUUACAGGUCAGCCCUUGGUCUGUCCUACUUGACUUGGGAGUGUAAAUCAUCAUGUUUAUAUUUAUUACAAGCAGUUAUUUUGGAUAAAGCAGUACCAUUAAGGAAUGGCCUGUACCCAAAGCAUGUUUAAUCAACACUACCUGAUGCCUUAUAGUGGGAUGCCUUGUGCUGGAGUCAUUUACUAAAUCUUACCAGCGCUGGCUGGUGGGACUCCUGUAUAACACUACAGUUAGAAACUCCAGCGUGGGUGCCAGUGUGACACAGAAUUCCAUACCAACUGCUAAAAUAAACUUUUCUUCCACGCCCUACA
Anas platyrhynchos (mallard) is the source of this 2003-nucleotide messenger RNA. RefSeq names its product annexin A4 (gene ANXA4). Gene Ontology annotation, molecular function: calcium-dependent phospholipid binding; phosphatidylserine binding; calcium ion binding. The record is from RefSeq and is a predicted model, not a curated record. NCBI's taxonomy places the organism in Eukaryota, Metazoa, Chordata, Aves, Anseriformes, Anatidae. Gene Ontology annotation, cellular component: nucleus; plasma membrane; vesicle membrane.